GGCAGAGCGCUGGAUCCACAGCACACACCGUGCAGCAGCGUCCUCUGGGCUCGGGACGCGGAGUGAGCAGAGGCUCGCCACCACACUGCACGAACAAACAUGGCUUCAUCUGUGAGCGGCACAGAGGAGGUGCGGGUGACGGCGUUGACGCCCCUGAAGUUGGUGGGACUUGUGUGCGUCUUUCUCGCGCUCUGCCUGGAUGUCGGGGCCAUGUUGAGCCCGGCGUGGGUCACUGCAGAUGACCAGUACUACCUGUCCCUGUGGAAAUCCUGCUGGAAGCCCGUCAGCUCCGAGGAUUGGUCCUGCAACAGCACGCUGGCCACGGACUGGCAGAUCGCCACACUGGCUCUGCUGCUGGGGGGGGCAGCCCUCACCCUGCUCGCCUUGCUCGUGGCGCUGCUCUCCCUGUGCUCUGGCUCCAGGAGUCGCUGCUACAAGCCUGUGGCCGUCAUGCUUUUCGCUGCAGUGGUGCUCCAAGUGUGCAGCUUGGUCCUCUUCCCCAUCAAGUUCAUAGAGACAGUCAGUCUGAGGAUCUAUCAUGAAUUUAACUGGGGAUACGGCCUGGCAUGGGGAUCCACCAUCUUCUCUUUCGGAGGUGCCCUCCUUUACUGCCUCAACCCCAAAAACUAUGAAGACUACUACUAAAAAUAUGUAAGACAAGAGGAGAAACCCAGGACUUCACCCAGCUAGUGUCCACAAUAGUAAUAGGAACUUUGUCUGUUACACAUUGCACAAACACAGACUAGAAAUAGGGUAAAACAAAAAAACAAAUGUUUAUUGAUAUUUUCAGGACUGGAAAAGAGCUCUUGUAUUUGAUACUGUGAACUUGUUGUUUCAAAUGCUAUCCUCACUCAUUGGACUGAAGCCCAGAGGUUUUGUAGAGAUUUGGCGGCAAAUCCGGAGAUAAAACAGAAACUGGGCAGUUUCAUUUGGGAGAGAAUGUUGGAUAAUUCUGCGUCCCCUUUAAGUGUAACUCCAGUAGGUCUUAGAUCCUGGACAGAAGGUCUGUUGCGAACAGAUGGAUUCGCUGGCCCCAUACUCGGAGGAACUGAUGGGACUAAUUAGCCAAUCAGAGAAGAGAAGGAAAUGUAGAGAGGAAGAUGUCCUUUUGAAGCGAUAUCCUGAGGAUGACAAAGUGAGGAAGAGGGGGCACACCUAAAGAAUGCAACAUGCCAUAUUUCCCCAGAGAUACACAACAACUGGAACCUGGCCAAGAUUUCCUCUGCUGCUUGGAGAAAGCACAUCAUGGAGCUCCUGGACUGAUUAUAUUUUGUUUUUGACCUGCUUGUUUCUAUUAUAAAUAGGUCAGAGAGACUGACAAUAAAUAAACAGAAGCUACGUAAGACAGUUAAAACAUUCCAGAGGCACCUUCCAAAUGGGUGAAAGUAAGAUUUCCCGGUUAAUGAUUUGCUUAUGAGUCUCUCACACAUAACAAUGCUCAAACCUUCAGGCACUGAUGUAGAAGCUGUGGUCAAAAAGUUCUGAAAACAAAUUUAUAAAUUCAAAAGCAUUCCCUGAAUUUAAUUUGGCCAUUCACAAAGUUGCAUUCUCUGACACGUCCAGACGGCUUCCAGCGUGGCUAUUUUUAGAUUGCGUCCAGGAAGUCCAGUUGUGACCUCCUGAACUGUGCACUCUGUGAUUUCACCAGACUGCAAACUUGUGAUAAGAGCAAACCUCAACUGCUGUUUCAAUGUGAACCUUUUGUAGGGAGGACCAACGCUGGUUGUAAGAGCAGGAUCUCCAGCUACAGCUGAGCAGUCGAGCCCACGGUUCCCAAACCUGAAGGGAGAGUGUCGGCUGUUUCGGUUGUACCAAAAAAAUUUCUGCACACCGCCUAGAACGCUUGCCAGAUUUGCAUCCGUGCAACUUUGACCACUUCCUGAAAAUAAAAAUGAAAUUCAAGGAUCACUGUUUUGACACACUGUAGUAGAUCCAGCACCAAUCUCAGAGGCGCACAAGAUCUAAAAAAAAAUAGCAGUCAAGCUGAAAAUAGUCCAGAGGUGUAUGAGAAUGUCACCUUGAACACGAGAUCAGCCAAGCCUUUGACUUUUAUAGACCUGCUGUCAGAACUUUUUUGAUCACACUUCAGCUGUCAAAAUACCCAGUUAUACCUGCUUUUUGAGGAAAUUGUAUAUCUAAGUUAUGCAGUUUACAUAAUAAUUAUAUUCAUUUUAAGCACAGCAGUUGGGAGAUGGCAAAUGACCAUGUCUACUGAGCGUGCGAGCAUGUCUGCAUGAUCAUACCACCCAGCAUGUGCUCACAGACCUACCCAUGUGAUGCCUCCUUAUCUUCCCACUCAGUAGGAAAUGUGAAUGCUCUCAAUAGGCACCAUUAAAAAUACAUCUGCUUUUCCAUAGUGAGGCUAUAGCAGGAACAUUUUCUGUAGUUGAAAAAAGGCAGUACUUAGUUUUUGCCUCAGUUAAGGUCCAUAAUAUUAGUACUUAAGGGAAUACCAGAAUGCAAUGUGCUGUGUAUUAGUGCGAUACGGACCAUGAGCUAGACGUGCUGUGGUAAUAGCCAUCUUCUUAAAUCUCAUUUAUGGUGGUCAUGAACUUCUGUGACUCCUGCCUGCAACAUUAAAGUGAGUGAGUGUGUGCAUGCGUUUACAGUUCCCACUGGUUUGAUUAACACAAUAA
Molecule: messenger RNA, 2636 nt
Organism: Archocentrus centrarchus (flier cichlid)
Lineage: Eukaryota; Metazoa; Chordata; Actinopteri; Cichliformes; Cichlidae
Gene: tmem47
Product: transmembrane protein 47
Exons: 4
Coding region: 100-645 (181 amino acids)
Biological process (GO): cell-cell adhesion
Cellular component (GO): cell-cell junction; membrane
Source: RefSeq, a predicted model, not a curated record